Messenger RNA from Rhea pennata, 8641 nucleotides. RefSeq names its product golgi glycoprotein 1 (gene GLG1). The transcript is spliced from 26 exons. Gene Ontology annotation, molecular function: fibroblast growth factor binding. Bases 1 to 3438 code for a protein of 1145 amino acids. Gene Ontology annotation, cellular component: Golgi membrane. Lineage: Eukaryota; Metazoa; Chordata; Aves; Rheiformes; Rheidae. The record is from RefSeq and is a predicted model, not a curated record.
AUGGCGCCGUGCGGACGUGUCCGGAGCCGCUGGCCGGGCCCGGCGCUCCUGCUGCUGCUGGCGCUGGCGGCGCGGCCGGCGGCCGGCGGCCCCCAGCCCGCGGGGCCCGCCGCGGCGGCGCUGGCCUUCGCCCCUCCGCAGGCGGCGGGCGGCGGCGGCCCGCCGGCGGCGGCCGCGGGCGGGCGGGGGUCCCGCGGCGGCGGCGGCGGCGGCUCGGGCGGCGGGUGGAAGCUGUCGGAGGAGGCGGUGUGCCGCGAGGACGUGGUGCGGCUCUGCUCCAAGCACAGCUGGGCCAACAACCUGGCCGUGCUCGAGUGCCUGCAGGACGUGCGCGAGCCAGAUAAUGAAAUCUCUUCAGACUGCAAUCAUCUCUUAUGGAACUACAAGCUGAACUUGACUACAGAUCCGAAGUUCGAAUCCGUGGCCAGAGAAGUGUGCAAGUCCACUAUUGCUGAGAUCAAAGAGUGUGCAGAUGAACCGGUUGGUAAAGGUUUCUUGGUGUCUUGUUUGGUGGAUCACAGAGGAAACAUCACUGAAUACCAGUGCCAUCAGUACAUCACUAAAAUGACAGCCAUUAUCUUCAGCGAUUAUCGGUUGAUUUGUGGCUUCAUGGAUGACUGCAAGGCUGAUAUCAAUCUCCUGAAGUGUGGCAGCAUUCGACCUGGAGAAAAGGAUGCCCACUCGCAAGGAGAGGUGGUGGCUUGCCUGGAAAAAGGCCUGGUAAAGGAGGCAGAGGAGACUGAUCCUAGAAUUCAGGUUUCCGAUCAGUGUAAGAAAGCUAUUCUUCGUGUAGCUGAACUCUCUUCAGAUGACUUCCACUUGGACCGGCAUCUCUACUUUGCAUGCCGAGAUGACAGAGAACGAUUUUGUGAAAAUACUCAGGCUGGGGAAGGCCGAGUUUACAAGUGCCUCUUUAAUCACAAGUUUGAAGAAUCAAUGAGUGAAAAGUGUCGUGAUGCACUGACAACCCGCCAAAAGCUGAUUGCCCAAGACUACAAAGUCAGUUACUCGCUGGCGAAGUCCUGUAAAAGCGAUCUGAAGAAGUAUCGCUGUAAUGUGGAGAAUCUUCCCCGGUCUCGCGAAGCCAGGCUUUCCUAUCUGUUGAUGUGUUUAGAGUCUGCUGUGCACAGAGGUCGACAAGUGAGCAGCGAGUGCCAGGGUGAAAUGCUGGAUUACCGGCGCAUGCUAAUGGAAGACUUCUCACUGAGCCCAGAAAUCAUCCUGAGCUGCCGAGGCGAGAUCGAACACCACUGCUCGGGCUUGCAUCGGAAAGGUCGCACUCUGCACUGCCUGAUGAAAGUAGUACGCGGAGAAAAGGGAAACGUCGGGCUGAAUUGUCAGCAGGCUCUUCAAACGCUGAUUCAAGAAACUGACCCCGGUGCAGAUUACCGCAUUGACCGAGCGUUGAACGAGGCUUGUGAAUCAGUUAUACAGACCGCCUGCAAGCACAUACGGUCUGGAGAUCCAAUGAUUCUGUCAUGCCUGAUGGAGCACUUAUACACAGAAAAAAUGGUAGAGGAUUGUGAGCAUAGGCUCCUGGAGCUCCAGUAUUUUAUAUCCCGUGAUUGGAAGUUGGAUACGGUCCUUUACCGUAAGUGUCAGGGAGAUGCCUCGCGACUCUGCCAUACCCAUGGCUGGAAUGAGACUAGUGAGCUGAUGCCUCCAGGGGCCGUUUUCUCCUGCUUGUACCGGCACGCAUACCGCACAGAGGAGCAAGGAAGGAGGCUAUCACGAGAGUGCAGAGCAGAAGUCCAGAGAAUCCUCCACCAGCGAGCUAUGGAUGUGAAACUGGAUCCAGCCCUCCAGGACAAGUGUAUGGUUGACUUAGGGAAAUGGUGCAGUGAGAAAACAGAGACGGGACAGGAACUAGAAUGCCUUCAGGACCAUCUUGAUGACCUGGUAUCUGAUUGCAGAGACAUAGUGGGAAACCUUACUGAGCUGGAGUCUGAGGACAUUCAAAUUGAAGCCUUGCUGAUGAGAGCAUGUGAACCCAUCAUUCAGACGUUCUGUCAUGAGGUUGCAGAUAACCAAAUUGAUUCUGGGGACCUGAUGGAGUGUCUGAUACAGAACAAACACCAGAAGGAAAUGAAUGAGAAAUGUGCAAUUGGAGUUACACAUUUCCAGCUGGUUCAAAUGAAAGAUUUUAGAUUCUCUUACAAGUUUAAAAUGGCAUGCAAGGAGGAUGUGCUGAAACUUUGCCCCAACAUCAAGAAAAAGGUGGAUGUAGUGAUUUGCCUGAGCACAACAGUGCGCAAUGAUACUUUGCAGGAUGCCAAGGAGCACAGAGUAUCUUUGAAGUGCCGCAAACAGCUGCGUGUUGAGGAGCUGGAGAUGACUGAGGAUAUCAGACUUGAACCAGAACUGUAUGAGGCUUGUAAAAGUGACAUCAAGAAUUACUGUCAAAAUGUAGCCUAUGGCAAUGCUCAGAUUAUUGAAUGCUUGAAGGAAAUUAAGAAGCAGUUGAGUACCCGGUGCCACCAGAAGGUGUUUAAACUGCAGGAGACAGAGAUGAUGGAUCCAGAGCUGGACUACACACUCAUGAGAGUCUGCAAGCAGAUGAUCAAGCGAUUUUGCCCAGAGGCAGACUCAAAAAACAUGUUGCAGUGUUUGAAACAGAAUAAGAACAGUGAAGUGAUGGAUCCCAAAUGCAAGCAAAUGAUUACCAAGCGCCAGAUCACACAGAACACAGAUUACCGCUUAAAUCCAGUGCUCCGGAAGGCCUGCAAAGCAGACAUACCUAAAUUUUGCCAAAAUAUCCUGAGUAGAGCCAAGGAUGAUACAGAGUUAGAGGGGCAAGUCAUCUCAUGCCUGAAGCUGAAAUACGCAGACCAGCGUCUCUCUCCAGACUGUGAGGACCAAAUCCGGGUGAUAAUCCAGGAAUCAGCUCUUGACUAUCGGCUGGAUCCCCAGCUUCAGAUGCAUUGCUCUGAAGAGAUUUCCAACUUGUGUGCAGAAGAAGCAGCAGCUCAGGAGCAGACUGGGCAGGUGGAAGAAUGUCUGAAAGUGAAUCUGCUGAAAAUAAAAACAGAAAUGUGCAAGAAGGAAGUGCUCAACAUGCUGAAAGAAAGCAAAGCAGAUAUAUUUGUUGACCCAGUGCUUCACACAGCGUGUGCCCUAGACAUCAAGCACCACUGCGCUGCCAUUCCACCGGGAAGAGGACGCCAAAUGUCAUGCUUAAUGGAAGCUCUGGAAGAUAAGCGUGUGAGGUUGCAGCCUGAAUGCAAGAAACGCCUUAAUGAUCGUAUUGAAAUGUGGAGCUAUGCUGCAAAGGUUGCCCCAGCAGAAGGUUUUUCUGACCUUGCCAUGCAAGUUAUGACCUCUCCGUCCAAGAAUUAUAUAUUGUCUGUGAUCACGGUGGGCAUCUGUGUACUCUUCCUGAUCGGCCUGAUGUGUGGACGCAUCACCAAGCGGGUGACAAGAGAGCUCAAGGACAGGUAGAGCCUGGAUUGCCUGCUGAAGAAAUGCCUGCCCAGUGCCCAGUUUUGUACAGCCCUCCUCUGUAUAGUCUACCCACCCCCUCUUGGGAGAGGAGAAUAAAAAAAAAAAAAAAAUUAGAACAGCAGCAGGUGUUGGCUCAGUUUUCCCAUCCUGGAUCUCAUCCACAGCAUCUUCAUCCUAUGAAAGUUUGUGUGCAACAUUGGCAGCCCAGCCAGCAGCUUUUGUUACCCCUUUGUUAGCAGACUCUCGUUUACCUGCCUGUAGACAAGUCUCUAUUGUACUGUUGGAACUGCCUUCACUCUCCAAAUCAGACUGACGUGACCUGCAGCUCAAGCAGCUUUUAAGUAAAUUUUUAAAGACAGACAUAUAUCUACAUACCAACUGUAUGAUUUAGGUAAUGGUUCAUACUGCAAUAUAGUCAUCCUCUGUGGCUGGGUGAAGUUGAGGCGGGAAAUUAAAGGGUAAAUUGCAUCUUAAACCACAGUUGGCCUUGUUUGGACAUCUUGCUCAUCUUAUGUAAAGCAUCUUCAGAGUAUAGCCUUGGACAACCUAAAGACACCAGUCACAGGUGUCACCUUCUAGUGAAUAUCCUGCUUUUGUUACUGUGGAUUUUUUUGGCUGAAAAGAUGUCCUACCUUUUUUCUUCUACCAUUCACGAGAUAGAAUAAAAUAUUGACCAGGAUCAAAUAUCAUGAGAACUGUACAACUUGUAUUUCAGUAGAUUAAAGGCAUGGUGUAGACACAAGGCGUAUAGAGCCUGUCAGUAGUAUACAGUGCUGCUGUCAGUGGGCAUUAAGUGCCCUGACCAGUUACUCAGUCAACUUUAUCAGUGAUGUUGCGGAAAAAAUAAAAUAUUCCAUUUAUUUUACUUUGCUGCUGCUGAGCUAUUACCCUUCUGAAUUAACUAUCUACAGAUGUUAUUGACAUACUGGCAAUGUGCUUUGCCAGUGAUGUGGGAUGCGAUUGAACACUCAACAUCUCUAACUGUAAAACGGUUGCUUGAGGUUAGUGCAGUGGUCUGUAACUGACCUGUCUGGGUCUUAAUUGCUUGAACUGGAGCACUGAAGAGUGUAUUUAAUUCCCACAAGUAAAGUUGAUUAAGGAUAGAACUGGCAUUUCCUGGGAUGUAGAACACAGGUGCUGGUCCAGGACAUCAACCAGGAGAGGUGGAGGGGGGAAUUGCACGGAGGGCAGAAGCAUCUGAAUCUUCAAGGGAAAUAGCUUUCAUGUUGUUACCACCAGUGUGCACACUUAGGCUAUAAAUAGUUACACUUCCAGAACCUGAUACUCAAACCUGAAAGCCCAAAGAAGGUGUCUUGAAAAAACUACACCUUUAGUUGUGAAAGCUACUUACUACCAUCUUUGUUCUCCAGUUACAAGGAGUGGAAGUCAUAGGCCACAUGCUGUGGUUGAAACCCGAGGAGUUAGAUUGUGUGUGUUGCUGAAACCUAGAAGUGACUACAUGAGAGUAGACAUGUACAAUAGGAUGUAUUUUAUUAUCCUUAUAGAUGUGCUCACUUGUGUGUGCUGCGGUAAAAAUCAUGUGCCUAAAACUGUCCACCUUAGGCUGAAGCUUGAACCAUAACUUUCUUUUCCCACUUAGUGCACUGCUAGGUAAGAGCUAACAUUUCCAAUCCUCUUCACUGUUCUCUAGGGGGACAGUGGAGAUUAUCUGAGAUGCUUUGGAUGUGGACCAGCUGAUUUUAAUGAUGCUGUGUGAGUACAGAAUGAGGUGUAUACAAAAUACUGUGAUGGCUUUUGCUGCCUUUAUGAAGUCUAGAAAGGUGUACAAAGUUGUCUGCAAACAUAUCUUUGUUACCCAACUCUGAGGAUGGACAGCAAAAAACUAGUGGUAUGGUCAUAGACUUACAGUGGUAGUCUUUCAUGAGCUCUUCUGUUUUUAAGUCAGAGUAUUAUGAGCACAAGGCAAGCAGUAGAGAAAGUCUGAGCAAUGAAGAGUCAACAGAGAACUGGUGUGUGAGAUAGGAUUCCAGUCAAGUGGUAAGUAGAAAAGAAGUUAAGUCUCAGUUCCUUUUCUCACCCCUGUUCCCUGGUGCUAAUGCAGGUUAACUGGCUCUCUGUAAACAUGAUCUGGGAGAGAAAAGGAAUGGUUGAUGACAUUGAGGUAGCACAGAUGUAUAACACGCUCAGGUGUUAGUUUGGCAGUUAUAAAAAUUUACAGCCAAAGUGCUGAAAUGCAUUACUGCUCUUUGGAGGGGGGAGUGUGUUUGCAGAGCUACAGGGAAGGGAAAUGGAAUCUGUGAGCACUGUUUUACUUGCCUGGCACAAGUCCCGUUGUUUGAACAUUUAUCAGGCAUAAUUAGCUUGCCCUUCAGAGGGGGAGGGUUUAAUUGUUACUUUGGAGGAUGCAUUUUGUAACCUGAUUAGCCUGAAAAGCCUAGUUAGGUGGUGUAUUGUUUAGAAAUAGCGUUUUUUCAUAAAUCUCAAAUGGCACCGCAGUGAAGCAUUGCAAGUUUGUAGUCAUAGGUCUGAAUGUAAUCCCUGUUUAGGCUCUGGAAGUAGCUGCUGUCUUUACUUUCUGAUAUAAGGCUUCUAAUUUGGAGGAGAUUAAGAUAUGGAAAGAUUUUUGUUGGGUUUGGAGAGAGUGCACUGAUGUGUGAAGUGUCAUUUUGGCAUGACACUUAAAUGUUAGUCAGGCAAGAGUAAGAGCAAUGCCCUAAAUGGUUUAUAGUGUAUAUUGUUGCCUGGAAUGCAUGGCUACUUCUAGCCAGCACAUGCAAGCCCAUGCACUCAUGUUCUUUAAAGCAGUGUUCUUGAUCCUUACCUGCCUGCCAUCGCAGUCCUUGCUGGGUGACUUAUUGCUGAGACUUUAAUCUUUCCUUGGCAGUAUAGAUGCCCAACUGAGUGCUUAGCAGUUUCACAUCAAUGGAACAAGCAUCAGACAGCGCGGGUGCCUGGAGAGCUGCGUUAAGAGGGUCCAGCAGCCUGCAGUGUUUCUUACCAUCAGGAUGUUCUGGGAAUUUGGUUUCACUGGUGAUGGUAUUGUGGAUAUGCAUCAGGAGGCCCACAAAGCAAAAGGUAGAAUAUCAACAUUUCUACAUGAUUGGUUCAAAUGCCUUUAUUUUAUUUACUUUUUUUUUCCCACAAGAGCAAAGACCCACCAUUUAAAGCUAUGGCCCUGGUCAAAGGGGCCUCCUGAUGCUGCUAAUGACCAAAUACGCUUUUUCUAGUGACUAGAAAUCUACCAAUCUGAGUCUUGCAAUGUUUUUCUACUUUUUGCCUAUACCUAAACAUCUAGAGGUGUCAAAAGCACAAAAAAACCUUCAAAAGCUCUUCCAAAAAUAAGCUAUCUGUUGCCAACACAUCAUCUUGCCUGCAGGCAACAACUUUCUGUUGCAGAGAGAGAAAUACAUGAUGGUAAGAAACAUUGCUGUUGCCUUUAAUUAAAGGAAGCCUUUUUAAUUUUCAUGAUCUAAUUGAGAAUACUAGAAAUGCCUCUGUCAGCCAAGAAAAGAGUUGGAGCAAAAUUUCUGGUCCUCCUUCCUCCUUAUGACCCUCACCUCUUCGCCGAGAAGGCUGCACUCCACCAUGUACUUCAUGAGUGCAUCUCCUUGUCAUAGCAACACCUUCCGUUUGAGAGCUUACUCUAGAUGUGGUUAUGCUGAUGCUUCUGGAGAUAGGUGGAAAGGGUAGGUGACUGAUAACUAGCAUGGCAUGCAGCUUUCCCUUUUCCUUCCUGCUGCAAGGGCUAACAAGUUAGCUUGCAUUUCCCAGCUGACAGCAUGUGUUUAGAUGACCUGGGUAAGGGAGAUUGUGCAUCAUGUGCACCUUAUUACUUCACUCUGGCUUGCCGAUUAGUGUUCAUUCUUGUUGACUUUAAGGAAAAACUUAUUGUUUAUCUAGUGGGUCAAAUCAAGUCCUUUGGCUUUGUUCUGACUUUGGGUUCUCCUUGCCUUGCUUUUGUCAUUCAGGCUGUUGUAACUGAUGCGGAUAAGAACAGUAUUUCUUCAUUUAAUGUCCAGCUAGUCUGCGAGUUGAGUACCUAUGUGUCUGUGUCGCUGAAAAGCCCUCUUGAAGUUCAGAUACUUCUCUUAACAAAAUCAUUAAGCAUUUUGCCCUCAUUCUGACAUUUAAAAAUCAAUGCAAAUUCAAUCAUCUUGCUGUGAAAGAAUCCACAGUAAGCAUUGUGCACAGAGAGCAGAGGGGACUCUGACACAGCAGUCUUCAAGUCUCAGCAACAGAAACUUGUACUGUGUGGGUACAGCAGGGAAGAAGAUGUGAUAGACCAGAGAGAUCACUUGAAUCUGAUGUGGUAGAAGUGUGUUCAAGGUGGAUGGUGACUUCUGUUAAAACACAACUUUAUUAUUUAGUUGAAAGAAGAUUGUAGUGCUUUUUUUUAAAAAAAAAACUUCGCCAGCUUUGAUUUACAAGGGUAGUUUUGAAGUGCGUGUGAGUGCAUGAGUGUGGUACAAGAUCAGAGCAUUUCAUCUAACACUUCUGUCCCCAUUAAAAUAGCUCUGUAGACUCCCAACUGCUUUAGUGUUGGUUUGUAUAAAAAGACAUUCUUGCCAUACGGUUUAUAGCCUCUUAAGGGCAGCUCCCAGCAACCGAUAUUUGCGCAGGCUUUCCGUGCUGAGGCCAAAACCGCAGCUCGCGGGCUCCCGCGGCAGGGCACGAGCGGCUGCCCGCUCGCUCGCCCUCCAGGUGCGUGUGUAGCUGGUGGCCUGGAAAAGGCAGAAAAACGGAGUAGGGGGGAAGGGAAGGGCGCAGCUUUUGCCCGCAGGUUGUGCUUUGACACUUGUGCUGAACGGGUGCGAUCCGAAACUGUGACUAAUGUUUGUGUUGGACUGAAAAAAAAAAUAUAUCGGAGAAACUAGAAAUGUGUGUUUGUAGGGGAGGGUAAGAGGGGGAUAAUACAGGUACACUUAGUGAUCCCUGACUAGUACACGGGGACGACAUUGCGAGCCUUCCCAGACAGUGUACAAAAGAGACCCAACAAAUCCAUACUGUACAGCAGAAGCUGUUUUGAACUUAGUCUUUUUUUUUUUAAUGUGACAUUAACAAGACUUUUUUUUUUUUGUAAAUUGUUUUCCUUUCUGUGUAUAAAAUCCUGGCUGUUUCUUGUUUUUACAUGUUCAUGCUGUGUAAUUUUGAGAUGUUACUGAGAUUCUGAACAUAAUGUGCAUUUUUUUCUGUACAGAUGAAAUGGGAGAAUUUAAUAAAAAGAGUCUGCAGGUUUUUA